ACCCAGCCAGCCAGCCAGCAAGCCCUCCUGGCAGCUCCAGUCAUCUGUCUCUUCCACCCCUCCAUUUCCUCCCUUACUUUUAAUGGAGCCAUAUUUUCUCGAGUCAGGCUGUGGCUGCUGAUCUGUGCUUGUCAAUACGUUUCCUCUUGUUAAUUUUCUGCUUGGAUGUACGUCCUUGUUGCUCUAAUAGUCUGACUGUAUCUCACUGUUGUUCUCGUUGUACUGGCAUGCGUGUUUUCCCUCUCUCGCUCCUUUGCUCUCCCUCCCCAUAUUGAUGUGUUUGUGCUAAAACUGGAAUGUACCAAAACCACACUAAAGACACCAACAACAACUGCCAAAAAAGCCUUCUCUGUGGUCAAAAGGAAAAGCUCAUCCAGGCUAUUAAAAGAAUCAAGCAUGAGGUAGAUGAGUGCAGAGAAGCAGAAAGAGAGACAUACAUAGAAUCAGUGGAAGUAGAGAACAGGUUUGAUGACCUAGAAAGGGAAAUCAGAGCAGAGUUUCAGAACCUCCACCGCUUCCUGGAUGAGGAGGAGUGGAGGGACCUGGAGCGACUGAGGAGGGAGAGACAGAAGCAACUGAAACAGCUGAAGGAGAGAGAGAAGAAGAUAGCGGGGCAAGGGCGAGACCUGGAAAAAGCCAUCGCAGUGCUCAACAACAAGCUGACUGAGGAGGACAGUCCUAAGCUGAUCAAAGAAAUUCAAGAUCUCAUUAAAAGAUCUCAGGUCAGCUUUGUUCUCCCAGCGGAGGUGGACACAGAGGUUCGCUCUGGCCAGUUUGUCGGUCCCAUCCAGUACAGAAUAUGGAAACACAUGAAGAGCUGCCUCUACCCAAAUAUUACAUCAGUGACCUUUGACCCUGAAACAGCACACCCGAAUCUGACUCUCUCCCAGUCCUGCACUUCAGUUUGGUUCGAUGAGGAUAAAGACACAAAAGACUUCCAGGCCAACCCGCGGCAGUUUCACUAUUACUACUGCUUGCUGGGCCGUGAGGGCUUCACCACGGGGCGACACUACUGGGAGGUCGAGGUUGGGGGCAAGACGGCGUGGAGAUUGGGUGUGGCAAGAGAAGACGUCCCAAGAGGGGAGAUGUCUGCCACAGGCACCUCCAACGGCCUGUGGACCUUGGCACUGAAGAGCGGCUCUAUCCUAGCCUGCACUGACCCAGACCCGAUAAAGAUCAAGGUGUCGCUCUGCCUCGUCCGCAUUGGCGUGUUCUUGGACUGUGAAAAGGAGGAGGUGACUUUUUAUAAUGCCCUUACCAUGGCACCAAUCUACACCUUCUCCAUGGGCACUGUGGAGGUACCUCUGUUUCCCUUCUACAACCCAUGUGACACAGAUUAUGGAAAGAAUACAGCACCACUGAACAUCUUUAUCCCUUCCCUAUAAGAAGCUGUUCAGCUGGAACCGAACAUUAAGACAUUUGCAGAAUUAAUUGACAAUGAUUUCAUCACGAUUUUUCAUUUUUAAAGCACCUCUCCAACUGGAUUACUUAACAUCUUACUCAAAAGUAUAAUAGCUAGUCAAAAAUAAAAUUAAUAGUUGCUACAGUGAUUCUAUUAUGUCUCCCGUUAUAAGAUGAAGAAAGUCCCUCUCAUUGAUUAUGCACUUAUUUCCUGGUAAAAGAGGGUUUAAAUGGAAAAACUCAGUUUAUGAAAUAAACACAGGUCACUGCUUCUGUAACUUUCCUUCACUCUUGUAGGUAGUCAUUUGCAGCCAUCCUGGACCUCACUAUCCACAGCAGGUGUAAACAGAGCUGUGAUGUUCUUACCUUUGGCCUACAUAUAAAUAGCUCUGUGUCCUGUGUCCUGGGGCAGCUAUGGAAGCUCAAAAUGCACCAGAGGGGAUUAAUGUGGUCAGAAAGUGACACGUGUUCCCCACAACAAAUUACGGCUGACAUUGUGUGAGAUAGCUCUCCGCUUGGUGGGAUAGCCCUGAGACGGCACUGUCCUUCUGAAAGGUUGUUAAUCGCAGAGAAAGAAAAACUACGACAGCAAGACAGCAGAUGUCAUAAUCUUUUGUUUAUUCUUAGUAUUCCUUUAGACAUGAAAUAAAGAUAUUGUCUUUACAAAACAUCUGUGUGAAGUGUUGUGCAAAAAGGGAGUACAGAGAGAGAGAGAGAGAGAGAGAGAGACCAUGUGGGACAUCACACCACAACCAGGCCAGGAGCAGGAAUUAGAGAGGAUCAGAGCAGAGACAACUCACAUAGUGCAAGGAGUACCAGUGGUCUUAAAAGUGGUGGUGGGGUUUUCUAAUCAGAGGUGGGUAUGAAACCACAAUCCCUCUGGCACCAAUUAGCUGUAAUAACUCUUCCUUCCACUCACCGUCUGCCUCUCUCACACUCAUACUCACUCUAAGUGGCUUUCUAUUGCAAUCACUGACAGCACACAGUGGUGGCGUUGUGUGAAAAAUGCAGUUUUAGCCACCUCUCAUUAACCACUCACAACAACAUAACCCAAACCCACACAAAGCUUUGUCAUUCAUCUGCUGCUAUCAUGAACUCACUCACCAUCUCCAAACUAACCCAUAGACACUGUUAAUGGAAACACGCUUUGCUUGUAUGCUGCCUACAAUUAAAUCAGACUCUUUUCAUCUCUUUUAGAGCCCAACCAACAAAAGAGUUUAAAGACCGGAAGUAAUACUUGGUGUGUGUAUAUAUAUAUAUAUAUAUACUUGGUAUAUAUAUAUAUAUAUAUAUAUAUAUAUAUUUUUUAUUUUUUUUUUUGUCUAGAGUCAGAUCAGCUUUUUUAGCGUUCCAAACAUUGAUCCUUGAAUCUGCUAUUUACCAGAAGGCUACCAGAUGCUGACAACUGUGGUUGCAAAAAGGCAUAAGGUCCUAUAGAAGUCUAUAGUAAAACAGCUUUCUGGGUUGACCUCUGUAAACACUUCCCUGCUGAUUUUAUGACUCAGUCACAGAUUUUGAGUAAUACUGAAGAAAAAUCUUUCUGGUGAUAUAUCGGUCAGGCUCUAAUCACUUUGAUCACACACAUUUCUUUCACAUUAACACAUCUUAGGUUAGCCGGCAAUUUUUGCUUUGUUCAUUCAGGUGUGCAAACUGCAUAUUCUGUAUCAGUGAACAUCCUCCUCACUAAAAUGGUGCCAUUAGGAUGUGGCUAACGACAGAGCACAGGCCAACUAUCCAAUAUACAUUUUAGGCACUAAAACAAAGACAAAGAGUCACUUGAAUAUCUCAGAGUUACAAUACGUUUUUACAAUAUUCUUGUGGCUUCCAUCACAUUCACACUCAUGAUUUAAACACUGCACUUUUUGUUUUUUUCUCUUCACACUGCAAGACGACUGAAGCAGGCACAUGGAUACUUUGCUCACAACAAAUGGAGAAGCACACAUAAGAGUUUCCUUUCUGUACAAACUCCCUGUGCAUAGAUUCAGCACACGUUCGCUCAUAAAUCACACGCGCACUUAUAGAUACGUGCAUCAUAGGCAUACGGACUUUAAAACACACACAACGAUGGCGACAUUAAAAACACCACUCCUGUAUUCGCGCACACUGACACAACGUCUGGACGAUAGAAGCGGAACAUGUCGUGGGCAUGCUGCAGUCAAUGCUGUAAAUGACACUGGUUAAACAUUAUUAAUAUGUAAAUAGUGUGAGAGAUACGGUGUGCUGACAGCAGCGGAUAAUAACUGGUCUAAAAUGGGCUAAUACAGUCUCGAUGGGAAUUUACAAUAUUUGGAAGUUGAUUUAGUUCAAUACAUUAGUGAAUAUUAGUAUAUAUAGUAUGUUUGUGUAUAUUUAUAUAUUUAUAUAUAUAUAUUUAUAUAUUAGAUUUAAGUUUGUAGAGAAAUUUAAAUGAUUUUCUUUUUUUAAUAUUAAGUAUGACACAUUAAAAACAUUCAGCCUCAUGGUGGGGAGGGGUUACACUUGCAUACACAUGCAGUAUUUACAAGGCUGGAGUCCAUGUUUGCGUUUUACAUGUGUGUCUGUAUUUGUGUGUAUCUAUAUGAAGAGCUUUGUUAGUACUGCCAAAUAGCGUUGUGGUUCCCACACAGAUCCAGGCUGGAGAGCAGGCGUAUACGUCUUUGUACACAUGUUACAUUAAAAGACCUUUGUCCAUGUGUAAUACAUCUGACUUAUUGAUGCUGUUAACCCAUCUAAUGCUGAGGCACCUUAAGUUUAUUUUUGUAUUUUUGUAUUUUGUAUUUUUUUUAAUUUUAGUUUAUUUAUUCUGUUGCUCUUGGUAUCAAAUCUGACAUCUAAAUCUAGCUCAUUUUAUGGCUUUUUCAGAUGCUGACAAAACACCUCAUAUUCAUUUACUCAUAAGAAAACUCUUUUAGUAAGGAAAGCUAUAAAGAAAGGCCAGCUGACUGUAUACGGAUCUACUUUUAGUUUCCCUACAUUCCUCUGACCAUUUGAUCCAACAUGCUUUUUUGAUGGUUUCAGUACAUCAAACAUUGACAGUCACUGGUUUGCCACCGGUCAGUUAAAACAUGAAGUAGAGACGUGCACAUUAAAACGAAUCUGCACACCUCCUCUUUACCAUAAGUACCAAAAGAGUUUCAGCUGAAAUUGCAUUGAGUGGACAUCCUGAAUACCAGGUCAGCUCUACACAGACAGUGUCAUGGAUUCGGUGAAGGCUUCAUACUGCUGGCUUUUGAAGCCAGUGAGGCAUAAAUAUUUUGUUUCUGCCAAGUUUUACAGCAUUUAUGUAAGCGAGCAAAAAUGAAAGCAAGCAAAUGAAAGCAGAAUGAGGGAGAAGAAGAAAGGGGCGUGAGGAUAAAGAAAGGAAGGAGAAGUGAAAGACCUCCACUGAGGCUAAAAUCCCCUCUACAUAAUGCAUGAUUAUCUCCGAAUUAGUCUCGCAGUUUUUAUUUGUGACGAUAUGGGGUGAAAUACAAAAAAUGCUGAGGAAUUUUUUUUUCAAAAGUCCCUGGAUCCAGAUUUGGAUGACAUUCAAUAACUGAUCACUUCUAAGACGGACCAAGCCCAGCUCUUCUAAAAUUGUCACAUGAAUCCACUAAUAGCUUUUGUAAAUUAAUCAAUCAACCAAAUCAGUCAUAUAGCCUCCUUGGUGGUCGUAGUAACAAAAAAAGAAGAGUGAACAAGGGCAAAGGAAAAAAGAAGGUGGUGAUAACAGCAGAGGAAAGAAUGAAGGAAAAAAGAGCAUAAGAAUCAUGUUCUAACUAUGUGAACUUACCACUUUGAUUUUAUAUUUCAUACUGCAGGCACGGGGUGGUCCCUUUAAGCUGCUGGAAGUUUUAGCUGUUGUGAGUUUCCCAUUAAACUGUAAGAGUGCUGGGAUUUUUAUGGAGCUACGGGGAAAUCCAGAUCAAAGACAAUAAAGUGGAUGAUCCGGACUUGAGGGAUCAGCCCGCAAAACACAAUUUAAUCGUCUGAAAUUUCCACUGGGAUGUGUGAAUCUCAAUCUCAAAGACUAGAAAUAAUGUGGUUAGUAUUUUUAGUAUAAGUAUGCGUGCGUGUAUGGUUAAUGCGAUAAUGCACUGUGGAUGUUUCUAGAGGACUGGCUCAAGUGAAUGAAAUCCAAAAUUGAGCUAUGUAUAAAACUUCACCAGCAGUGUGAUCUGAUGGGGUUUUUAGUUCAUUUUGAUGAUAUCGGUGCCAUCACAUAUUUUAAGAGGCUUAAGAUGACACCAGCUGAAAGAUUUUAUCUGCUUCAUCCAUGUGCUGUUAGAGGAACAAGCGUCAAAAUGAGAAAUGAUGGUUAGUUAGGGUCAAAUAAGCUGUUGUAGUGAGCUGUUUCAAUGAAAUGUCGUAAACCUUUUAGGAUACUUUAGAAAAAGACCUCAUGUGGAGUAAACAUUUUAGUUGUAAACUCUGCAAAGGGUUGAACUUGCAGUUUGGCAGUUUAACUUUAAAAAUGAACAGAAAAACAAGGCUGCGAGGCGUGUACAACUAAAA
Molecule: messenger RNA, 5874 nt
Organism: Pelmatolapia mariae (spotted tilapia)
Lineage: Eukaryota; Metazoa; Chordata; Actinopteri; Cichliformes; Cichlidae
Product: zinc-binding protein A33
Exons: 7
Coding region: 297-1385 (362 amino acids)
Biological process (GO): protein ubiquitination
Cellular component (GO): cytoplasm
Molecular function (GO): protein binding; ubiquitin protein ligase activity
Source: RefSeq, a predicted model, not a curated record